AUGUCAUUGUCAGAGAAAAAGACAUGGUUAUGUUUACGACUUAGUACUUUACCAUGUUUAUUAUCGGAAGAAUGUAUUAUUUUUAAUGUAACUUGUUAUUCAAACGGUAAAAUCAUUUUUCAUGGUAUCAAUAAUACAGCAUAUAUAGGUAAGAAAACUUUUCAGCUUCAAAAAAAUCGAAUGAUUGCUUUAAAUGAAUUUAUUCAAACGAAUUGUUUUAUGUCGGAUAUUCAAUCAAUAAAAAUUUUAUUGCGUAUUGAAUUAUCUCAUAAUAAUAAUCAUUAUGAAAUAUAUUUUUGGAGAAAUGAUACUAUUACUUAUACUAUAUUAGCAUCACUUUUAAAUAUUGAUACAUUAUCAUCUUACAAACAUUGGUCAAUACUAUUACGUACUGCUCAUAUUUUAUCAAAUAUUCAACAAAGAAAAGUAUCUGAACAUUCGAUUAAUAUUAAUUCAAAACCAAUACAAAAAUUUAAGCGAUCAUUAAAAAAUCAAAAUUCUAUUAGAUCAACUCGAACAAAACGAAUGAUGAUUAUACCAAUAGCAGAAAGUUCAUAUAGAACAAAUGAUAAUAAUGAUAUUUUUCCAGAUAACAUGGGAUUAAUUGUGCCAUCAAUUCAAACAUUAGGACUAAUUACAGAAAAAUUCAAUGAUGAUGUUUGUUUUUCUUCUCAGGUAAUUCAAUCAAAAUUUGAUCUAAUCGAUGCUUGUCUAUCUACAAAUGAUAUUAUUGGUGAUAAUCAAUUUUAUGCAUUACGAGAUCAAUUUAAAUGGCCUAAUGAAUUGAUCGAUUCACAAGAAACAGCAACAUCGGAAUCAACAUCAUAUACAACUUUGAUAAGCACUAGUGUUACUGAACAAACGACAUUGAGUCCCGAUGAAAUAUUAGCUUCACUCGGCCAGACAACUAUUUCAUUCAAUGGCACAUCGGAGGCAGCUACAACAAUCAGUUCUGUUAAUACAAUACUUCAUACGACACUUAGCGCGUCCAAUGAAACUGUACAGUCAACAGUCAGUACAUCGGCUGAAACGCUCUACUCAACAUCUAGUGGAUCGAAUGAAACAGUACAGACAACAGUCAUUGCUGCUGAAGCGACGUUCCACACUACAACUGGUCCAUCGAAUGAAAUCUUACAGCCAACAGUUAGCACAUCAGGUGAGAUGUUCCAUUCAACUCUUAGUGGAACCAACGAAACAGUACAGACAACAGUCAGUUCAGCUGAAACGACGCUCCAUGCUACAGUUGGUCUAUUCAAUGAAACUUCACAGUCAACAGUUAGCACAUCGGGUGAAACAUUCUACUCAACAUCUAGUGAAUCAAACGAAACAGUACAGACAACAGUCAGUGCUGCUGAAGCGACGUUCCACACUACAACUGGUCCAUCGAAUGAAAUCUUACAGCCACCAGUUAUCACAUCGGCUGAAACGCUCUACUCAACAUCUAGUGGAUCGAACGAAACAGUACAGACAACAGUCGGUGCAGCUGAAACGACGUUCCAUACUACAAUUGGUCCAUCCGACGAAACUUUGCAGUCAACACUUAGCACAUCGGGUGAAUCAAACGAAACAGUACAGACAACAGUCAGUGCUGCUGAAGCGACGUUCCAUACUACAAUUGGUCCAUCCAAUGAAACUUCACAGUCAACACUUAGCACAUCCGGUGAAACGUUCCAUUCAACUCUUAGUGGAUCCAACGAAACAGUACAGACAACAACCAGUGCAGCAAAUACAACGCUUCAUACUACAGUUGGUCUAUUCAAUGAAACUUUACAAUCAACACCUAGUACAUCUGGUGAAUCAAACGAAACAGUGCAAACAACAGUCAGUGCAGCUGAAACGACGUUCCAUACCACAGUUGGUCCAUCCAAUGAAAUCUUACAGUCAACAGUUAGCACAUCGGGUGAAACGUUCUACUCAACAUCUAGUGGAUCGAAUGAAACAGUACAGACAACAGUCAGUGCAGCUGAAAGGACGUUCCAUACCACAGUUGGUGUAUCUAAUGGAACACUGGAUACAACGAUUGGUAAUUAUACACGUAAAUAUGUCAAUUCAUUUAGUAUUAGUAGUCUUAACUAUUGA
Molecule: messenger RNA, 2079 nt
Organism: Rotaria sp. Silwood2
Lineage: Eukaryota; Metazoa; Rotifera; Eurotatoria; Philodinida; Philodinidae
Source: the annotation of a GenBank genome assembly